This is a messenger RNA of Fusarium venenatum, 3363 nucleotides long. The record is from RefSeq and is a predicted model, not a curated record. Lineage: Eukaryota; Fungi; Ascomycota; Sordariomycetes; Hypocreales; Nectriaceae.
AUGGCUUCCAACGAACUCCCCAAUGUCAAGCUCUUUUGGCUCGAAAAGUCUCGCUCUCAGCGUAUUCUCUGGCUCCUUCAGGAGCUCGGGUUGCCUUAUGAGCUUGAAAUUUUCCACCGCAACAAGCAGACAUUCCUUGCUCCUCCAGAACUUCAAAAGAUUCAUCCUCUGGGAAAGUCGCCCGUGAUCCAGCUCACACCCGCUGGUGCUGAGGCAGGCGCUGAGCCUAUUACCUUGGCUGAGAGUGGCUUCAUCACACAGUACCUCACGGAGAAUGUACCUGAGGGUAAAAGGCUGAUGCCCUCACGAUGGAAGAAGGGUAUGGAGGGCAAGAUUGGAGGUGAGACUGAGAUGUGGAUGAGAUAUCAGUACUACCUUCAUUACUGUGAGGGUACUCUCAUGCCUCCUCUGGUCAUGGGACUUGUUAUCGGCAUGCUCAAAUCCCCAAUGGUUCCGUUUUUCAUCCGCCCCAUCUCAACGAUGCUGGCCAACCGAGUCAUCUCUUCAUUCAUUGCCCCCAAUCUGCAAGUCAACCUGAAGAUGAUUGAGGGUCAUCUGGCCACAUCAGGAGGCAACUACAUCUGCGGUACUUCGCUGACGUCGGCGGAUAUCCUGCUCAGCUUCCCGUUGAUCGCGGCUGAGCCGGAACUUGACAAGUUUGGCACCUUUGAGGGAGAAGAGUCCUGGAAGACCGUGUUCCCCAAGGUGGCAGCGUACGUUGAGAUGAUCAAGAACGAGGAAGGCUAUAAGAAGAGCGUGGAGAAGAUUGUUGAGAUUGAUGGCAAGUUCAAGGCUUCUUUCAAGCCGAUAUCUCAGAUCUUGAACAUGUACGCAUCUCGGACAGUUUGUUCAAGAUGCUCAUCUCAAUGGCGAUCGACCCCGGUCUCAGCUUCAGCCUCGACCAAACGGCUUGGGGCUGCAGCCUCUUAUUCCACUGCAGCUGAGACCAGGUCGCCAGCAUCCUCCAGGCCAAACAAUACAAGCAGGGACUCAAGAUCACGACAUCCAGGUCAGAGAAAAGGAGUCAAUGCCUUCAAAGAAAAUAGGCAACCCGGUGAGGACAUAGCAUUGGCCCUCUUCAAAGAGGUUGUGAGCCCCAAGGAGGUUGAAACUCCCACAGACACAACCUUUUUCAGUACGCCUCUGCCUCAGAGUGAGCUCGAAAUUACCACAUUAAUCAACACCUUGAUAUCACCCAAGGUGCCCAUCGAAAAAAUGUACCGGAUUUUUCAGGAUGAGAUCUGGCCAGGCAUCACAGCACUUGGAGGCCACAUCCCCAAACCAAUUUACACAGCCACGCUUCAACUGCUCGCCAAACAGCGCGACUACAUGCUCGAGAGAGCCGACUACAACAACAGCCUGGACAUAGCACAGAAAUACAGUGCCCUCGGAGUUUAUGACCUGAGCAUCAGGAACGACCUUAUCCUGAGCAUGUGCUGUAGGAUAGUGCAGGUAAAGAACAGCUCAAAGGACCGCUCCGAAAUCAGAAUGAGGAUCCUCAAUUUGUGGAAACAUGUUUCUCAACUCAAGCGGCCCAGCCAAGUUGGCCGGACGCUACGCUUCGCGCUGCCUUCUGCGACAGAAGUCAUGAAGGAUAUCUCUGAGUACAUCAAGAUUGAUGGGUCCAUGUCUCGGGGGGAACAAGCAACUCGUGCGUUGGCCUCUAUAUUCCUCCAAUUCCCGCCUCCACAAGCACAAGAAAUUAUUCCUGCGCUCUUGGCUACUAUGGCUGUUGUAUCCGAUAACAGAUUCGGAGGUGCUUCAUACAAGUCAAUGAUGUCGCCUUUGUUCUUCCUUAUCAAACCUGUGCUAUCAGAGUACAGUAUGACGCAAGCUGGUGUCGAGGCUGCAUUUACCAAGCCUUCUGCUGUCCCUCCUUCAAGGCUCAACGAGCUCAAGGAAUAUGUUGUGAAGCAGUGGCCAAUAGCAGUCAAAAUGAUUAGCGCGGCCCAGAAGGAAACUAUAUUUCACCACGAUCCUGACGCCCACAGAAGUCUCAUGAACUUCCACAGACAGGUACGAACGGCCUACAAAAGGCGUGAUCCAGGCGCUGUCGGCUCCAUCUGGCAUUCAAUGACAGCCAAGCUGCAAGACAGUCCGGCCUUCAAAGCCGAGCUGGCCGAGGACUCCGACUUUCUUGACUUCUGGGCGUUUGUGUGGUGUGCGAUCCGUCGGCCGAUUCAAGCUCAGGAGACGAUCAACCUCAUGAAAUCGCUCAAGCUUGAACCCACAAUUAGGACGUACACGAGCAUGAUGCACGGAUGGAAGAUGUGCAAGGAUAUCAGCAAGAUCGAAAUGCUGUGGGAUCAACUCGUAAAGUCCGGUACGAAGCUGGACAGCGUCAUCUGGACUGAGCGUGUGUCGGCCCUUAUUGAGCUCGGACAACACCAAAAGGGCCUCGAGGCACUCUCGGAAUUGCUAGACAAUUGGCGCCAGGCGGUCAAGGAUGGAACUCAGGACCAGGCUGUGGAGCCCAACAUCGAGACUGUUAACGCUGCCUUCAAGGGCUUACUGCACACAGAUGCCAAGGCGGCGCAUGAGCUGCUAGGUUGGGCUGGAAAGCAAGGCAUUGAACCCAAUACCCGUACAUACAAUAUCCUCAUCCGUGAGACCAUCCGUUUGGGUCACCACGAAGAGAUCAAUCAGCUUCUGCGUUCCAUGCAAGCACAUGGUAUUGAACCUGACUCCGCGACAUUCACCAUUCUUCUCGAAACUGUCAUUGGUAGCAUGCACGAUGCCAGCGCCAAGGAACAAGUCUCUGCCAUAAAGUCCGUCUUCAACGAAAUCGAGCAAGCAGGCCUCAAACCCAAUCUCGAGACGUACGGCAAGGUGCUUUACGCCCUGGACGGUCUCCCCAACUGCUCUGACGAUGUCAUAGCCGCACUGCAGCAGCACAUGCGCGGAAACGGUUUCGGUUCCCGUCUCACUCCGCACAUGAUCACCAUCCUUAUCGAGCGUGCCCUUCGUCAUAACCCUCCGGAUAUGAACAAGAUUCGCUCUCUACUUAAGGAGAACAACCUCACGACAGUCUCCAGCGGUGACCAAACACUAUGGGAGCGCGUUACGGCUGCUCAUGCCAUCAGCGGCAAUGUCAAGGAAGCAAUGGCUAUCUUUGACGAUCUCGCUGCCUCCGGUCGCCCCGUCACGUCACUGCCUUCUCUUACCGAGCUGAUCCAGGCGCUCAUCCAGCAUGGAGACAGAGAGACUGCUCAGAGAGUUGUGGAUGUCGUAGUCAAUCACAAGCUUAAUAACAAAGAUGACAAGGCUGCGAGACAAAGGUACUGGAAGCAUCACUUUUGGUACAUAGCUCAGUACAAUGGUUUGGUGGAUGGUGCGAAGCUGAAGCAGUAUUCUUAUAGGUAG